AGCGAUUACUCAAGUGAUACCGAAAGUGAAGACAAUUUCCUGAUGAUGCCACCAAGAGAUCAUCUUGGCCUCACUGUGUUCUCCAUGCUCUGCUGCUUCUGGCCAUUGGGAAUUGCUGCCUUUUACCUGUCUCAUGAGACAAACAAAGCAGUAGCCAAGGGGGACUUCCACCAUGCAAGCUCCAGCUCCCGGCGAGCACUCUUCCUGGCUGUCCUGUCCAUCACAAUCGGAACUGGCAUCUACGUUGGGGUGGCAGUGGCUCUUAUUGCCUAUCUGUCCAAAAAUAAUCAUUUAUGA
Leptosomus discolor (cuckoo roller) is the source of this 297-nucleotide messenger RNA. The record is from RefSeq and is a predicted model, not a curated record. Lineage: Eukaryota; Metazoa; Chordata; Aves; Leptosomiformes; Leptosomidae.